This is a messenger RNA of Schizophyllum commune H4-8, 1958 nucleotides long. Its product is annotated as polysaccharide lyase family 4 protein. Gene Ontology annotation, molecular function: carbon-oxygen lyase activity, acting on polysaccharides; carbohydrate binding. The record is from RefSeq and is a predicted model, not a curated record. Lineage: Eukaryota; Fungi; Basidiomycota; Agaricomycetes; Agaricales; Schizophyllaceae. Bases 175 to 1782 code for a protein of 535 amino acids. The transcript is spliced from 13 exons. Gene Ontology annotation, biological process: pectin catabolic process.
GCUAGAUGCUGGCCCAAUCAUGAGUCGGCGGCGAGGAUAUUCCGCCCCUUCGUGCGCAGGCGCGACGCCGUUCAUCAUAUAUAAGUACGACGCUCGCGACCGGCCUCGUCGCUCUUUUCCUUCCCUUCUUUCCGCUGGUCAUUCGUUCACUCCCCCUUUCGCUCUUUCGCUGGUAUGAAGUCCGUUUUCUCACUCCUCGCGCUCGCCCCAGUGGCGUUCGCCGCCUUCGGCGUCCAGACCUCCGGCUCGGACAUGGUCGUCGACUCGGGCGACAAGCUUGUAUUCACGGUCAACACCAAGAGUGGUGACAUAACCUCCAUCAAGUACUCCGGCACCGAGCUGCAGGACAAGAGCAAGUUCACGCAGCUGAGCUCCGGCCUGGGCUCAGCCGACGUGAGCUCGACCGCCGACAACGGGGUCGCCGUCGUUACCAUCAGCACGGAUACCAUCAACCACUAUUACAUCGUGAAGGAAGGCGAGAACACGAUCUACAUCGGUACGAACGCUUCGAAGGAGCCCGAUGUUGGCGAACUCCGCUUUAUUGCGCGCUUGAACAAGAGCGCCCUUCCGAACGGCAUUCCGGAGUCGGAUGUGGAUGGUGGCGAAGCAAUCGAGGGCUCCGACGUCUUCAAGAUUGACGGCGAGACGAGGUCCAAGUUCUACUCCAGUGUGCGCCACAUCGAAGACAAUGUUCACGGUGUUUCUGGCGACGGCGUGGGCGUCUAUAUGAUCAUCCCGCCCACCAGCUACGAGAAGUCCUCUGGUGGUCCCUUCCACAGAGACAUCAACAACCAGGGCACCUCUCAGCAGGAGCUCUACUGGUACAUGAACAGCAACCACGAGCAGACGGAGGCGUAUAGGACUGGGUUUUUCGGCCCAUACGCCAUGGCAAUCACUUCUGGUGAUGCGCCGUCCGCGGAUAUAGACCUGAGCUUCAUAGAAGAUCUUGGUCUGAAGGGCUACGUGGCGUCCUCUGACCGCGGCAGCGUCUCUGGCACGUACAGUGGCACUGCUGACGGUCUUGACGUCACUAUUGGCUUCAAGGUGCGGCGCACUGGGCAUUUGUCUGGGUCUCUUACUCACUUUGGUUUUCAGAACGACGACGCGCAGUACUGGGUCUCUGGCUCUGGCGGCAAGUUCUCGCGCGACUCCAUCAUCCCGGGGACCUACAAUGCGACCUUGUUUCAAGGCGAGCUCGAAGUCGGUACGGGCUCGGUCACCGUCGCCGCCGGGAAGUCAGCCGACCUGAAGCUCGAGUCUACUCUCGAUGCCCCGGGGACCGUCUGGAGCAUCGGUACCCUUGACGGCACUCCCGCUGGCUUCCUCAACGCCGACAAGAUCGAGAAGAUGCACCCCUCCGACUCGCGCAUGGCCUCCUGGGGCCCGGUCACCUUCACCGUCGGCACUGACGACGCGAGCGCGUUCCCGAUGGCGCAAUUCAAGGCCGUGAAUGACCCAACGACGAUCUCGUGGAAGGCAAGCGACAGCGACAUCGGCGAGCGUACCCUCCGCAUCCGCACGACGAGCUCGUUUGCGAGCGGCCGCCCGAGUGUAAAGGUCAACGACUGGAACUCGGACUCGCCCGCGGCGCCGCCCAAGAUCGACUCGCGCGGUGUCACCCGCGGCACCUGGCGAGGCUUCAACCAAGUCUAUGACUUCGUCAUCCCCGAUGGCACGCUCGUGUCUGGCGACAACACCAUCGAGAUCUCCGUUGUUUCCGGCAGCUCAGGAGACUCUUUCCUCUCCCCCAACUUUGUCUACGACUCCGUUGAGCUCAUUUGAGUGCCCAUUGGCGAGUCCAUGGUGUUUUACCUCUAAAAGGAAGGAUACAUACCCCCUUCCUCUUCUACAUACGACUGGCUUGUUGGGACUGCACUGGCUGCUAGUAAUCCGUUUGUACUACUACUACACUCGUUUGAAAGGAACAAUGUGAAAUUUGGGAACAAUAUAUUCUUCGG